Molecule: messenger RNA, 606 nt
Organism: Melampsora larici-populina 98AG31
Lineage: Eukaryota; Fungi; Basidiomycota; Pucciniomycetes; Pucciniales; Melampsoraceae
Exons: 3
Coding region: 1-606 (201 amino acids)
Source: RefSeq, a predicted model, not a curated record
AUGUCUACUGAAGAAACCCAACCAACCCAAACCGAGACAGUUCCCCCACCCAAGUCAACCGAUUCUAUUGCUACCAACUCAUCAUCCCAGGUCGAUGUCGAACCACUUCAUCAUCCACAAGAAAUGGCACAUGUAGAAGUACCUCACAAUGUUGAGAAUAUUCCUCAAGGCGUAAGCUCAAUGACAGGCAAAUCACUCUUGGCUAAGAAAAUGGCAGCGAAUGGGUUGGUAUUUCUUAUCAAUCUUGAUCGAUUUAAUCAACUUACUUCAGCUGACAAAAUAACCUCUUCACCUCCUUAUCUUUCACUUCUCAACAGCGCCUUUUACUCGCCAUCCGAUGCUCUUGUCUCUCCUUGCACUCAAAAACUUAGUUCUCAAAAGGGAAAGCGAUGGGCCAACGCAAAGGUUAAGCCCACCGUUUUUGGAAAAUCAAACCUUAACCAAUCAUCCCUUGGUAGUGGUUUAAAUGCCCCAGUUGAGGAGGCAAAGAAAGAGCCACUAGGUACCAGUGACGCAAAUGGACAGGCAGACCAGACAGAAGCUUCAGGAGUCACCGCGCCUGCCAACGCAAACCCGGCACCAGAACCAGUCUCAGCAGCGACAUGA